AUGGCUUCCAUCACGCAGGUCGUCACCCUCCCGCUGCCGGCUCUCCCCGAGGGCUGGAGCGCCGAAAAGGACUUCAAGGCCGUCGGAAAGCUCUCCGGCGCCGUGCAGCGCAGCAUCGAGCCUGUUGGACCGCAUUUCCUGGCCCACGCCCGCCGAGCUCGUCACAAGCGCACCUUUUCCGAGGACGACCGGAUCCAGGCUCAGGAGAGCGCCAAGAAGGUGGAGGAUCUGGACGAUGGCGAGGAGAGCGAGGCUGAGGACCCGAUGCUGCUGCAGCUGCAGGCCAAGGACUGGAAGACCCAAGAUCACUACAAGGUGCUCGGCCUGUCCAAGUACCGUUACAAGGCCACCGAGGACCAGAUCAAGAAGGCCCACCGCAAGAAGGUCCUCAAGCACCACCCCGACAAGAAGGCCGCCCAGGGCCGCACCGAGGACGACCAGUUCUUCAAGUGCAUCCAAAAGGCCACCGACAUCCUGCUCGACCCCAUCCGACGCCGCCAGUUCGAUUCCGUCGACGAGGAGGCCGACGUCGAGCCGCCCUCCAAGAAGCAGCUGCAAAAGGGCGACUUCUACAAGCAGUGGAGCAAGGUCUUCAAGUCCGAGGCUCGUUUCUCCAAGACGCACCCCGUGCCCACCUUUGGCGACGCCAACGCCUCCAAGGAGCAGGUCGAGGAGUUUUACAACUUCUGGUACAACUUUGACAGCUGGAGGAGCUUCGAGUACCUCGACGAGGACGUCCCCGACGACGGCGAGAGCCGCGACCACAAGCGCCACGUUGAGCGCAAGAACCAGAACUCGCGCAAGAAGAAGAAGGCCGAGGACAAUGCUCGUCUGCGUAAGCUGCUAGACGACGCAUCCGCCGGCGACGAGCGCAUCAAGCGCUUCCGACAGGAGGCCAACGCCGCCAAGAACAAGAAGAAGUUUGAAAAGGAGGCCGCCGAGAAGAAGGCCGCCGAGGAGGCUGCCGCUAAGAAGGCCGCUGACGAAAAGGCAAAGGCCGACGCCGAGGUUGCUGCCAAGGCUGACCGCGAGGCCGGCAAGAAGGCGAAGGAGGCGGCCAAGAAUGCGCUCAAGAAGAACAAGCGUGUGCUCAAGGGUUCCGUCAAGGACGCAAACUACUUUGCCGCUGGAGGCGAUGCCUCUGCUGCCCAGAUUGACGCCGUGCUGGGCGAUGUCGAGCUGGUCCAGGGCAAGAUUGAGGCUGAGGAGAUUGCUGCUCUUGCCGGCAAGCUCAACGGCCUGACGGUGGCGGAUGAAAUCAAGGGCGUGUGGAGCGCCGAGGUGAAGAGGCUGGUUGAUGCUGGCAAGCUGAAGGAGGGCGAUGCCAAGAGCCUGGCGUAA
Trichoderma gamsii is the source of this 1341-nucleotide messenger RNA. Its product is annotated as DnaJ like subfamily C member 2. Lineage: Eukaryota; Fungi; Ascomycota; Sordariomycetes; Hypocreales; Hypocreaceae. Bases 1 to 1341 code for a protein of 446 amino acids. The transcript is spliced from 2 exons. Gene Ontology annotation, biological process: regulation of translational fidelity; 'de novo' cotranslational protein folding. The record is from RefSeq and is a predicted model, not a curated record. Gene Ontology annotation, molecular function: Hsp70 protein binding; ribosome binding. Gene Ontology annotation, cellular component: cytosol.